GGACUGUUGUGACAUAUUUUGUAGCUAUGAUCUCAUUUUAUUUUUAUUGCUAUUACUAUUUUUUUUUUUUUUAAACGCUGGGAUGACACGUAUAUUAUGUAUUGACGUAGGAAAGGACGGUAGUGUCCUUAGUUGGCCUCGGGUUCGGAUGAGGACCCGGUUAGCGAUUUGGACCCUCGGGUUCGGGUCGUUACAUUUUCUCCUUCUGCUUUUUGGUGUUGCUAGAAAAAGAAAAAAAAAACAAAAAGAAAAAAAAUGUCAGCAAUUGUUCGUAUUGAUAGUGUCAGAAUAUCCCGAGCCGAGUUCAAUGCCUUAGUCAAUUUGACACAACCCACAUCUCUUGACAGUGUUGCCAACUUUACCCAAACAGGUAAUGUUGCUUGUUUUUCGGACUUCCAGUCUUCCUCUUCCUCUUGGGUUCUUGACUAUGGGGCAUCUACCCAUAUAACGGGUAAUAAAUCUCUAUUUUCUGAUUUUCACAAGUUUAAUUCUCCUUCUUUUGUUACUUUAGCCGAUGGCAGGACUUGUCCCAUUAUUGGACAGGGCAGGGUACACUUCAAUUAGUGCCUUCCAUCUCGUUAUCUCAUGUGCAACUUGUUCCUAAGUUUCCUUUCAACUUAUUAUCUAUGAGUAAGACCACUGAGGCACUCAACUGUUCCGUGACCUUUUACCCCUCAUUUUGUGUGUUUCAGGAUCUCAAAACGAAGAAAACAAUUGGUGGCGGCAUUGCGAAAAAUGGUCUCUAUUACUUGGAUUGUGAGUCGCCUACUGGUGCUACUGCCCUCCAUUCAUAGGUCUCUGCCAAUGCCCACCAGUGGCAUUAUCGGUUGUGUCAUCCAUCCUUAAGGUACUUGAAGUCUGCCAUUCCUUCUCUUGGGUCAGUGUCUACUUUAGAAUGUGAGUCGUGUCAAUUAGGCAAGCACCUUAUCAAGCCUUCCCACUUAUUUUCUUUCUUUGUUCCAAAUUCUAUGCUCCGUUGUUGAUAGAAUUGAACAAAUUCAAAGGAAUUUCCUUUGGGGAGGAAGGGGAGAUGAGUUCAAGUAUCAUCUUGUUAGAUGGGAGCAAGUAUGCAAGCCUAUAAAAUUGGGGGGUCUUGGUAUUAGACGAUUGAUUCCUUUUAAUCAAGCUCUUUUGGGCAAGUGGUUGUGGAGAUACGGGAAGGAAAGACAUCGUCCUUGGUGCAGAUUAGUAUCUUGCAGGUAUGGGGAAGAUGUUGGCGGAUGGACUACUCGUUCGGUUUCUAUUGCGGGAGGAGUUGGGGCUUGGAAAUCCAUUCGGAAAGGAUGGGAUGCCUUUUCCUCUCAUAUCAAAUUCAGAGUUCGUGAUGGUAGUUGCGUUCGUUUUUGGGAUGAUCUUUGGUGUGGGAACUAGCCUUUAUGUCGUACAUUUCCCAGAUUAUAUAGUAUUGCAGUUGAUAAACAUGCCAGAGUAGCUAACUGUUCUCAGCUUGAUAAUAGUGGGAUUAUGUGGAAUGUUCAUUUUCGGCGUUCAUUUCAGGAUUGGGAGUUGGAAGAGGAGCAUUUUCUUGGAUCAAUUGUAUCGGCAAGAAGGAAUUGGCAGGGGUUAUGACAAUUUGAUUUGGAUUCCCUCCUCUCAUGGGCGUUUUGCAGUAAGGUCUUUGUUCUUAUGUCUGUCUAAUUUUGCAUCCUAGGAUUUUCCAUGGAAGACUAUUUGGUGUUCUAUGGCUCCUACUAGGGUGGCAUUCUUUAUUUGGACUGUUGUUUGGGGUAAGAUUAUGACGAUCGAUAAUAUGAGGAAAAGGGAAAUUUUCUUGUUAAUUGGUGUUGUUUAUGUAAGCAAGAUGGGGAGUCAGUCGAUCAUCUCCUAAAGCAUUGCUCUGUAGCGCACGAUUGCUGGAAUCUCAUUCUUGGCCUAUUUGGCAUGUGUUAGGUAAUGCCACGCUCUACUAAGGAGCUGAUUCAUGCUUGGAGAGGUUGUCAUGUGAGUAGGAGUGUUCGUGCUUAUUUGAGAUCUGUACCACAUUGUAUUUGGUAGUGCAUCUGGAAGGAGCGAAAUAGUAGAAUGUUUGAAGGGAAGGAGUCGCCUAUAGUGACACUGAAACUUUUUAUUAUUCGUUCUCUUUUUUGUUAUGUGAACAGAAAUUCGUGUUCCUCUUUUGUUGAUUUAAUUUCUUUUUUGGAUUCUUUGGGGCCUUAGACCCCGGUUUCUUUUAUGUCUACGGGACGCGUUCCCCUAUUGAACGCCUUUUUUAAUUUAUUAUUACUUAUCAAAAAAAAAAUUAGGUAAGCACCAUAGAGUCUUGUUUCCUCCCCAAGUUGAUAAUCGCCGGUCUUCUUUAUUUGAAUUGGUACAUACUGACAUUUGGGGUGCUGUGCGUCAUGUGAGUAAUUCAGGUUUUUCAUAGUUUGUUACCUUUGUUGACGACUAUUCAAGGAUGACUUGGUUGUUUUUAAUGAAAAACCGAUCUGAACGUUUUUCCAUAUUUAAAUUAUUUCUUAAAGAAAUUGAGGUCCAGUUUGGCUGUGUUAUAAAAAAUUUCCAAUCUGAUAAUGCUAUGGAAUAUGUCAAAGGUGCUAUUUCUACAUUUUGUGAGUCUCGUGGACCUCGUGGUAUUUUGCACCAAACUUCUUGCUCUUAUACUCCUCAACAAAAUGGCGUAGCAGAAUGGAAAAAUAGGCAUUUAAUUGAAAUAGCUCGGACUUUAAUGAUCCAUAUGCAUCUUCCAAAGCCUGUUUUAACUGCUUGCUAUUUAAUUAAUCGUAUGCCAUCUUCCGUUCUUAACUGGAAAUGCCCUUAUUCUUUUGUUUUUCCUACUCGACCGUUAUUUGCAUUUACUCCUCGUGUUUUUUGGAGUGUGCGCUUUGCUCACAUAUUACGUCCUGGCACUGAUAAAUUGUCUCCUCGUGCCAUUAAGUGUGUCUUUAUUAGGUACUUUCGGACUCAAAAAGGUUAUAAAUGUUGGGACCGUAACACUAGUCGUGCUUUUGUGUGUAUGGAUGUUACCUUUUUUAAGGACACUUCUUACUUCUCUGCCAGUGGUUCAUCUUUAAAUACUGAUUUGUUGCUUCUGCUACCAAUUGUGUCUACUUCAUUAGAGUCUGUCACACAACGACCACUACAAGUUUAUAGUCGACGAUCAUAGGCAACCCGGCCCCAAUUGUCUACUUCUAUUGAGGUUCCUCCUCCUGCUAAUGAUAUUCCUAUUGCCUUGCGUAAAGGUAUUCGUUCUUGUGUUACUGCACAUCCUAUUUCUAAUUUUGUCUCAUAUAAUCAUGUUUCACCCUCUUUAUCUUGUUUUUUAUCCACAUUAUCUGCUACUGUUAUUCCCAAGACUUUGCAGGAUGCCCUUUCUAAUUCCAAUUGGCGCAAAGCAAUGGUUAAUGAAAUGGAUGCUCUUCAUCAUAAUGGGACAUGGGAUCUUGUUCCCUUACCUCUUGGUUCCAAACCGGUUGUUUGUAAGUGGGUCUACACUGUCAAAUACCUUCAUGAUGGGUUUAUUGAGCGUUUGAAGGCUCGUCUUGUUGUAAAGGGGUACACCCAGACUCAUGGUGUUGAUUAUGAUGAGACUUUUUCCCCUGUUGCAAAGAUUUAUAUGGGUCCUUAUUUCCAUUGCUGCCAAUCGUAACUGGCUGUUGUUUCACUUAGAUGUGAAAAAUGCUUUCUUACAUGGCGACUUAAUUGAAGAAGUUUAUAUGGAGCAACCACCUGGGUUUGUUGCUCAGGGGGAGUAUCGUCAUACCGUUUGUCGCAUAGUUGUUAAAGUCGCCGAAGGCGCGCGCCUGAGUCACCACCUUGGCACCUUGAAAGGCUUAGGGCGAGGGCCUUGUACUAGGUGCGCGCUUUUGGGGCUUAGGUGCAGGGCUACAGGCGCGCCUGUUUGAAAAAGUUUUUUUUUUUGAUUAUUUUGGUUGUGACUUGUGUGAGACAGUGAGUCUGUGAUAUAAAAAUAUUCAGAUAUGUUAAAGACUUGAAGCUUUUAUCACUUGCAAGUUACAAAGCCAAAAAAAAAAAAAAAAAAAGAAUCAAAAAGCAAAAGGCAAAAGGAAAGAAAAUACAGAGAAGAGAGAGAGAAGUAUGAAGCCGGAACUGGAAGGGAAGCUCGGAUCUGCCGUCUGCGAAGCCCGGAUUUGCGAAGCGCCGGUAAGUUCUCCACUUCUCCUUGCUUCUUCUUUUUCUCUCCUUCUUACUUCUUCUUCUCUUCUCGGUUUUUUUUUUUUUUUUUUCUCUCUCUUCAGUCUUCUCUCGGCUCUCCUUGACUAUAGUCUCUUGAGUCUUGCUUGUAUUUUUUCCUUCUCUCGGCUCUCAGCCUCUCUCUGAUAUUUUUUUCUUAUUUUUAUUUUUUCUAUUCUUCUUCUUCUUGGCUCUUUUUUUUUUUUUUUCUUUAUUUCUUUUUUUUUCUUUUUCCCUCUAUUCUUCUUCUCUCGACUCUCAGCCUCUCUCUAAUAUUUUUUCUCUUUUUUUUUUUUUUUUUUUUCCUAUUCUUCUUCUUAGCUCUCUCUGCUUCUGCUCUUCAGCCUCUUCUUUUAUUUUUUAUAAUCUGUGCUGCUAGAAUAAAUUGUAGUUUACAACUUUACAAUUCUGUGCUGCUGGAAUAAAUUGUAGUAUACAUAUCAGUUGGUAUAUGCCUAUAUGGUAUCAUGCAGUCCAUAUAUGCAUAUAUAUUACAUCUCAUAUAGUAGAUAAAUCUCAUAUAGUAUAUGCAAGUAAUAAGUGUGUAUAUAAAUGUAUCAACAUGUUAAUUGUCAAGGUGUUUGUGACAAUGUGACUUGUGAGCAGUCCAUGAAAUGUUAAUAUUGCUUUGAGCCUUUGAUUCUUUGAAGCUCUGUAAUUUUUUUUUUUUGUCAGAGUUCGUUGUAGACACUGAUUACAUGAUGCUAAUCAUGUUAUUAUUUUGUUAUCUUGAAUUUGAUUGUAGUUUGUACUUUAAAAGAUGCCUAGUGAUGGUUCAAGAAAGGAUCCGGCAUGGAAUUACUCACAUUUGGAGAAUCUGAAAGAUACAAAUGCCGUCACUUGUAACUUUUGUGCAAAAGUUACAAAAGGAGGUAUUUAUCGGGCUAAGUAACACUUAGUUGGAGGGUAUUGAAAUGUGAGUGCAUGCACAAGAUGCCCAUCUAGUGUUAGAGAAGAAAUCAAAGAAUACAUGAGUAAGAAAAAGGAAGAAAAAGAGCAAAUGAAUUUGUUACCUAGUGAUGAAAUUAAUUUCAUUGAUGGAGAGGAUGAGGAUGACGCUAUGGAAGUUAACAAUCGGGGAAAAAGGGUAGCUAGUGCAAGUAGUGACAGUGCUAGUGUCAAUUCCUCAAAGAUGCAAAGCAAAAGGGACCGAUUGAUUUAUAUUUCACUCCCAGACCGGAAAUUGUGGUACAAAGAAGAAAGGAGGGGGGAAAACAGACAACCAUUAAUGAUGCAUGCAAGAAAGAGUUGAGAGGAAGAGCGUGUACUGCUUUUGCAAGGUGGAUGUAUGAUGCAGGGAUUGCAUUCAAUGCUGUUAAGUAUGAUAGCUUUGUCGAGGUUGUUGAAGCAAUUGGACAAUAUGUUCCUGGCAUGAAACCACCUAGUUAUCAUGAGGUGAGAGUUCCUUUGCUUAGGAAGGAAUUGGAUAAUACCAAUGCUUUGAUGAAUGACCAUAGAGAGGAGUGGUCAAAAUUUGGAUGCUCAUUAAUGGCAGAUGGGUGGACAGACAAAAGAGAGGGAGAACAUUGCUUAAUUUCCUAGUAAAUAGUCCAAGGGGAACCAUGUUUAUUGAAUUGAUAGAUACUUCUUCUUUUUCAAAGGAUGGUGCAAAGAUGUUUGACUUACUUAAUAAAUUUGUGAACCGCAUUGGAGUAGCAAAUGUCGUCCAAGUCGUCACAGAUAGCGAAUCAAGCAAUAAGUAUGCCGGGAGGAUGUUAGAGAAAGAACACCCACAUUUGUAUUGGACACCAUGUGCUGCUCAUUGCUUAGACUUGAUGUUGGAAGACAUUGGGAAAAUACCGUCCAUCUCUAGAACAAUGCAGAGGGCAGUGGAGUUGAAUAGUUAUAUUUAUAUGCGUCCAAAGUUGUUAAACAUUAUGAGGAACUUUACUCAUAAAAAGGAGUUGCUUAGGCCUGCUAAGACUCGAUUUGCUACAUGUUUCAUCACAUUAUCAAGUAGUCACAAGCAAAAUAAUAACUUGAGAAAGAUGUUUACUUCAGAAGAAUGGAAUCGUAGUAAAUGGGCGAAAGAGGAAGCCGGUAAAAGAGUUGCUUCUUAUGUUUUGAUGCCUUCCUUUUGGAACAACAUUGUCUUUAGCCUUAAGGUAUCUGGUCCUCUUAUUCCGGUUUUGAGAUUAGUUGAUGGCGAGAAAAAGCCUCCCAUGGGAUACAUUUAUGCGGCUAUGGAUAGGGCUAAAGAAGCCAUUGCAAAAUCAUUUGGGGAAGUAGAAGACAAAUACAAGGAUAUUUUUGAAAUAAUUGAUAAAAGGUGGAAUGUUCAACUUCAUCGCCCUUUGCAUGCAGCAGGUUAUUAUUUGAACCCAGAAUACUUUUAUUCAAAUCCUAAAAUUGAAGAAGAUGAAGAGAUUGCAAAGGGUUUGUAUGCAUGCAUUGCAAGGUUAGUUCCGGAUGUCAAAGACCAAGACAAAAUUACCGAGGAGCUGUCCUUAUAUUCUAAAGCUGAGGGCUUCUUUGGUAAUCCCUUUGCUAUUAGAUAGAGAAGUACACGAGGACCAGGUAAAGUGGUAAAGUAUAUUAAGUUAGUAUAGCUAAGUGUUAAAAUUAUUUUGACAAUAGAGUCGAUAGAAAGAUGAAGCUAAAGUUGCUAAACAUCAUUAUUAAUUUUUUUUAAUAGCUAAUUGGUGGGAAGCUUAUGGCAAGUCAACAAAACUUCUCCAAAAGUUUGCUAUAAAGGUUUUAAGCCUUACUUGCAGUUCUUCUGGUUGUGAACGAAAUUGGAGCGUGUUUGAGCAUGUAAGUAUAUACUAUCUACUAA
Cornus florida is the source of this 6907-nucleotide messenger RNA. RefSeq lists its product as uncharacterized. Lineage: Eukaryota; Viridiplantae; Streptophyta; Magnoliopsida; Cornales; Cornaceae. Bases 5610 to 6629 code for a protein of 339 amino acids. The record is from RefSeq and is a predicted model, not a curated record. The transcript is spliced from 2 exons.